Paramecium octaurelia is the source of this 123-nucleotide messenger RNA. NCBI's taxonomy places the organism in Eukaryota, Ciliophora, Oligohymenophorea, Peniculida, Parameciidae. The record is from the annotation of a GenBank genome assembly.
AAAUGAUUGAGAUAGCGGAAAAGGGUGUAACGAAUUUGGAAUUGAGCAGGCAUUUAAUUAAGCGACUAAAUUAUCCUCAAUGGAAAAGAAUCAGCAGGUUUGAAUUUACACAGAUAUUUUGAA